AUAUUGGCUGCUCGCUUUUGAUUGUGCGGUUUGAACUUGACUGGGAUCGUGCAUUUUUGGGUGUAUUUGGAGCACCUUCCCAGAAAUUGAAACACUUGGUGUUAUAAGAUAGCCGCUCAAACGAAAUCUCACUUGAUCUAUCCAGAAAGGAUAGAAUAACGUUUACCUUUCGGUGCUUUUGAUUGGAUAUUUUUGUAUCAAUUGUUGGUUGAAUAACCGGGUGAUAAUAUUCGUUUAGAACCGUGUCAAAUAUAUACCUUGUUUUGAUUUGAACUGAGACACGAGUGUCUAAAGCUAUCUAACGGUUAUUCGGCCACAUCCAGACCUAUUGAAAUUUAGGUUUGGAUUCUACAGUUCUAAACGAAUAUUGGUUGGCUGCUUGGAAGAACCUACAGUUCUAAACGAAUAUUGGUUGGCUGCUUGGAAGAACUUACAGUUCUAAACGAAUAUUGGUUGGCUGCUUGGAAGAACUUACAGUUCUAAACGAAUAUUGGUUAGCUGCUUGGAAGAACUUACAGUUCUACACGAAUAUCGGACGGUUGGCAGCUUUUCCGUGCUUACAGUCCUGAACAAAAAUUGGUCGGUUUGCAGCUUGGUCCGCGCUCACUGUUCUGAACCAAAUUUGGUCGAUAAUUCGAGAUGCCCAACAAUCGUACAAAGAAGUCAAUCCCUAAGCUGGUCGGAGAGGAUGAAGACAAGGUUAAUGACAAAUCCCUUAGUACAAAGCAAGUUUUUUCUGAUGUCUUUACGCCUCAUGGUUCUAAUGUAUUUAAAGAGAGCUAUAGUGAUAGUGACGUAAUGUUAGAUAAGGUAGCGGAUCUUAGUUUAGAUAAAGGGGAAAGACUUCGGCAUGCAGUCUCGGGCACAACACCUAAGGUUCCUAUAGUUGGGUUAGAGCUACCGAAAGUUGAAUUGUGUUAUUUUGAUGGAAAACCGAAGGAAUAUUGGAAGUUUAUAAAACAAUACGAUACUUACGUUGCUGCUAGAGUAUCUGACGAUAGUCAACGUUUACUAUAUUUGCUCCAUUAUUGCAAGGGUAAGGCGAAGGCAGCCAUUGAAGGAUGUGUAAUGAUGGAGGCUACGUCUGGGUAUAAGAGAGCUAGAGAUAUUUUGAAACGAUUGUUCGGUCAAGCUCAUGUCAUAGCAAGAGGAACGUUAGAGGAUUUAUUCAAUGAUGUAAAGCAUGGUUGUCAUGACGCAGAGCAACUCUCAAGUUUAGCAAUAAGGAUGGAAAAUUGUAGCAUGAUUCUAGAGCAAAUGAACUACACUGCCGACUUGAAUUCGCUGGUUACAUUAGAGAGAGUAGUAAGAUUUCUGCCUCAACCUAUGCAAAGACAAUGGGCUGAACUUGUAGAUAGAUUGACGGAAGAUGACAGAGAGCCAACGUUCGCUGAACUCACUCAGUUUGUGGCAGCUAAAGCGAGAGUCGCUGCGAGUAGGUUUGGACGAUUGGCUGAACGUCGAAGAGGGGGAGUUACUACUAAAUCAUGUUAUCAUUCCGUAUUGAGACCGAAGAAUGCAUCGAUCGCAAGUGCUAAGUGCAGUAUGUGCUCAGGGGAUCAUUCGGUUUACGAGUGUAGACAGUUCUUAGCUCUCACGACAGAAGAACGUUUGUCGCACGUCAAAAGUAAGAGUAUUUGUUUCGUAUGUCUUAGACAAGGGCAUAAAGCUAAUGAAUGCAAAGUGACGAGAUGUUGCGCCAUUGAGGGAUGCUCUAAGAGACAUCACUCUCUGUUGCAUAAGGGUUCAGCAAAGAAUAAAUCAGAAGAUAAACUGGCUACGGUAAACUAUUGUGGACAAGAUAGGCCAGUGAACAGUCACGUGUGUCUGGGAACGAUCCCUGUGAGGUUGAGAGCGGGAAACGCUGAGGUUGUGGGGUAUGCACUUUUGGAUAAUGGCUCUGACGUAACCUUAAUUACUUCAGGAUGUUUGAAGUUACUGGGGCUGAAAGAGGAAGAGUCAUCAGUGACUGUGCAAACUGUGAGCGGUAAUAAGGCAACACGCGUCACAAAGACACCUUUUGAAGUAUACUCCUUAGAUCAAUCUGAGCACGUCAAGAUUGAGGGAGCCCUGAUAGUGUCGCAAAUACCUGGGCAUAAACCGACGAAAUCAGUUAUGAGUGGCCUAGUGAAGUGGCAGCAUUUGAGUGAUGUGCCAUUACAAUUUAUAGAUUCUGGCGAAGUUGUAUUGCUGAUUGGUUGUGAUGUUCCGGAAGCCCACUGGGUACUCGAUCAACGGUUAGGUGGCAGAAAAAAUCCGUAUGCAGUAAAAACGUUGCUCGGUUGGACCGUAUUCGGACCUGCAUCAUUUUCGGGAUCGAAGAAAAGAGUUAGUAAUUGUAUGAGUAAGCUGCAGACAAUAGAAGAUCAAUUCCGUAAGCUUUAUGACGUAGAAUUCGCUGAUGUAUAUUCAAGCGAUAAAUCGCCGUCAGUAGACGAUCGAGCAGCAAUAGAAAUAGUGGAAAGGGGUACCUUCUUCGAUGGUGGUCACUUCGUAGUUCCAAUACCAUGGAAAAUGCAUCCAAACAAAAUAACGGGAAACUAUGAAGUAGCGGCCAGUAGAUUACUUAGUUUGAAGGGUAGGUUGUUGAAGGAUAGCAACCUACACACUAAAUAUGCUAAAAGUAUCGAAAGUAAUCUUACUAAAGGAUAUGCGCGAAGGGUCCCUGAAAUACAGUUGAGGUCAGAUUAUCUCCCUCGCUGGUAUCUACCUCAUCACGCGGUAAUAAAUCCCAAAAAGCCAGAAAAACUGAGGGUGGUGCUGGACUGUGCUGCUAAAUUUGCUGGGGUUUCACUGAAUGAUAUGAUUUAUCAAGGACCCGACACUACAGCAGAGCUUGUUUGUAUAUUAUUGCGAUUUCGCAAGGAGGCAAUUGUCAUUUGUGCCGACGUUGAAGAAAUGUUCAUGCAAGUAAAGGUCCCUGAAUCCGAUCAGGGAGCUUUAAGAUUUCUAUGGUGGCAGGAGGCAGACAUGUCGAAAGAACCAUUGGAAUUUCAAAUGACUGCCCAUCCAUUCGGAUCAACGUCUUCGCCAUUCUGUGCAAACUUUGCCUUGAUCAAGACCGCUCAGACAUUUUCUGAUGGAUAUGAUAGCUACGUCGUGGAGGCAGUUAGGAACAAUUUCUAUGUGGAUGAUUGCUUAGUAUCUUUUCCCACUUCUGAUCGAGCAAAGAGCUUUGUUAAGCAAGUAAGUGAAUUACUGGGUAAAGGCGGUUUUACAUUAAAGGAAUGGAUAACAAAUUCGGAAGAAGUUAGGUCUGUUUUGCCUGGGAUAUGCAAGGAAGGGCUUGUGAAAGAAAUGUCUAAAGAUUGUGAUGUCAUUCAUCGUACCUUGGGGGUACAAUGGGAUUGUGAAAGAGAUGUUUUCCAGUUUCACUUUGACGCCCCAGAAAGACCGUUGACUAGGAGAGGUAUUCUAUCUGUGGCAUCUUCUGUAUUCGACCCUUUGGGUUUAAUUUCUCCAGUCUAUCUGACGGUCAAACUUCUUCUGCAAGGGUUAUGUAAGUCCCAAAUAGGCUGGGAUCAGCCGAUCAACGAGCCUUAUAUGUCGAUUUGGCUAAACUGGGUGAACUUAAUGCGACAGAUAGGUCACGUUAAAAUUCCUCGAGGCAUCAAGAAUAAAUUAGAUGAACCUAAUGCGCGAGUGGAAUUGCAUUUGUUUAGUGAUGCCUCCGAGAUUGGUUAUGGAGCAGUAGCUUAUGCACGAGUCAGUUAUUUGAACGAACCGCCGUAUUGUAUUUUGUUGUACAGCAAGUCCAGGGUUCCACCUAUAAAACCAGUCACUAUACCGAGGCUUGAGAUGGCAGCAGCGGUAUUAAGCGUAAGGCUGAGUGAAGUGCUACAAAGAAGCUUACCCAAUUUCUUCUGCGAAGUGAGUUUCCAUACUGAUUCUAUGAUAGUGUUGUAUUACAUUAGAAAUACAGGAAACCGAUAUAGUACCUAUAUAGCUAAUCGUCUUGCUAUCUUACAUCAGCACACUAAGGUUGAGCAAUGGACUUACGUCAAAUCGUCGGAGAACCCAGCGGACUGGACUUCGAGAGGUAUACAAAAAUUGGCCGACCUUGAGUCGUGGAUUAAGUGCCCUACUUUACUGCAAGCCGAGUUCGGUAAAACUGUUACCGAUUGUCCUCAAACUGUUCCGGACAGUAUUGAGUUUAGAAAAACUGUUGUAAGUCCUACCCGUUCUUUUAGUAAGGAAUGCGAUUAGGUGAACCAUGGCAAAAAGACAUCAGAAUAGCUUGUGCAGUAUGGAGGGAUUUUGGGGGCCGGUGUUGGAUCCAUUUUGCAAGUGAAAAUCCCUCCAUGCAUACACUUGUGAUUUCUUCCUUACGUUUUCUUUAUUUGUAUAUGCUGUUAACAUUCUUGAUGCUAAUUAAGACUGUAACGUUCAAUUUUUCUUGAUUUAACUAUCGUUUUUUAUUGAGUCUCUACGUUCCUCACUGAAUUGUAUAUAGUUUGUUUUAAUUGCUAUUAUUCUGGCAUCUGCCAUAUUGGCUGCUCGCUUUUGAUUGUGCGGUUUGAACUUGACUGGGAUCGUGCAUUUUUGGGUGUAUUUGGAGCACCUUCCCAGAAAUUGAAACACUUGGUGUUAUAAGAUAGCCGCUCAAACGAAAUCUCACUUGAUCUAUCCAGAAAGGAUAGAAUAACGUUUACCUUUCGGUGCUUUUGGUAGUUUUCAUAUAUUUCUUAUCACCUUGCUAUUUAUUGUAAUUUAGAUUGGAUAUUUUUGUAUCAAUUGUUGGUUGAAUAACCGGGUGAUAAUAUUCGUUUAGGUAAAUUUGUGCAUUUGUAUAUAUGAUGAAUUACAGAACCGUGUCAAAUAUAUACCUUGUUUUGAUUUGAACUGAGACACGAGUGUCUAAAGCUAUCUAACGGUUAUUCGGCCACAUCCAGACCUAUUGAAAUUUAGGUUUGGAUUCUACACUUGGUAACCUGUGAUGCCCAACCAUCGCACUCAAUUUUGCAUAGAACCAACGUCACGUUGGUUUUGGUGGGAGAGUGGUGUAAAUGCGAUUGGCCCUAACCACACAAUUCUCAAAGCUGAACACGAGACAACUAGAGAAAUAGAUCUUCAACAUUUAGCGCGGAGAAAAACCCAACAAUGGAAAAGCAGGAGGAAUCAGUUCAAUGAAUUCAAUUUCAACUGAUCAGAUGGCAUGGAUAAGCCUUGCAGGAGUGGUUAUUCAUGUGUCUUGUCUUGUCCCUUUUAUUCAUAUUGAAUAUAUUGUUCUAUCCUCAGCCUGAAUGUGUUCACCACUAUUUAUUAGUAAUUGUUAUAAUACUGGGUAGACCGUGAUGUGACUUCCACGUAAGGUCCUAUAGAUAAGGUAGUUUCAACAUUUCAAAUAUACAACUUCAGGAUUAGGUUUAUUAUUAGACCAGUACUAAUAACGAAAUAGACCAUAAUUCUACAGAUGUUUGGGAAUAAAAUAUGUUUAGGUUGAAAAGAAGGGACUGAAAGUGUAUUUGGUGUUUUGACGGACCAAUAGUAAACAUAAUAAAUAAUACAUAUGAACAUGCGUGAACUUAAAAUGUUAAGAUGAAUAAAAAGAAAAGAAAAGAAACGAGAAAAGUUUCAAAGGUUAUACUUCACUUUUCAGUCAGUUAGAUAGAUG
This is a messenger RNA of Schistosoma rodhaini, 5614 nucleotides long. Lineage: Eukaryota; Metazoa; Platyhelminthes; Trematoda; Strigeidida; Schistosomatidae. The record is from the annotation of a GenBank genome assembly.